This is a messenger RNA of Stylophora pistillata, 3242 nucleotides long. Its product is annotated as gamma-aminobutyric acid receptor subunit rho-1. The record is from RefSeq and is a predicted model, not a curated record. Gene Ontology annotation, molecular function: transmembrane signaling receptor activity; extracellular ligand-gated monoatomic ion channel activity. Gene Ontology annotation, biological process: monoatomic ion transmembrane transport. NCBI's taxonomy places the organism in Eukaryota, Metazoa, Cnidaria, Anthozoa, Scleractinia, Pocilloporidae. Gene Ontology annotation, cellular component: membrane.
AAAAAAUUGUCUUUGGCAAACGAUAGUGCAUUUUUAUACUAAAUUCUAAACCUUUGCGGGAUUUUUUGUCAUAAGUGGAACGAAGCUAGCAGAAUGAGUUCGCCAUACACGUUGGUGACUUUGUUACUGAUAGCAGCUUCUUCCAGCAGUGGGUUUUCGAUUACAGGCCAUCGAUACGAAAGGUCUUUAGAGGAGGAUGAAGACUGGAUACGAGGCAAGCAGGAGGCUGCCAAUUUAUCUUCCACCAUUAAUGAAAUACUAGCCGCGUAUGACCCUAAACUCCGCCCUAAUGCCGGAGGUGAACCUGUUGAAGUCACCGUGGAGAUCAAAGUUGUUUCCUUUGGAGAGCUAAAUGAGGCAAACAUGGAUUAUUCGAUGGACAUUUUCUUCCGCCAGUGGUGGUACGAUCCAAGGUUCAAGCACAAUUCCAGCACACCAUUUAACAUGGCAGGAGAUCCUUCGAAGCUUUUCUGGACUCCUGACACAUAUUUCUUUAAUGUAAAGAGAAUCAAGUACCAUUACGUCACACGUGAGAACAUGCGAAUCAUGAUUCACUCUACUGGGAAAAUAUACUUCAGUGCUAGAAUAACCUUGACAGCGCAAUGUGACAUGGACUUCCAGCUUUACCCAAUGGACACCCAACACUGUCCUCUGAUCAUUGAGAGCUAUGCGCAUACUACUGAUGACGUGGAUUAUAAAUGGAGAAAAACUGAAGCAAACCGAGGAAAAGGGAUCGAGAUUGUUUCCCAAGAAAUGGCUCAGUUUGAGUUAGCUGGCAUAGACACCAAGCUAAAAGAUACAAAAAACAGCAAAGGUUCGUUCGCCAGUCUGAGUGUUGUCUUCUCGUUCAAACGCCGUCUGGAAUAUUUUAUUUCCACAGUGUUCUCUCCCGGGGUUACUCUUGUCAUGCUCUCAUGGUGUUGCUUUUGGAUUUCCCGUGAUGCUGUUCCCGCACGCGCAUCACUGGGUAUCACAACAAUUCUUACAGCCAUCGUGCUUUGCGGCUCAGUGAACGAGACUAUGCCACCAGUCAGUUACAGUAAGGCUCAAGACUAUUUUCUACUGGUCAGCUUUGGGUUCAUUUUCCUUUCAUUUCUGGAGUUUGUGGUUGUAUUGAACACGGAUCCUGAUCCCAAGUGGCUGCGAUGUUUCUUGACGUGCUUGAGAUUACGAUCCAAAAAGAAAGAGAGGCAGCCACUGAAACUUAUGGAUGCUGUACACGAAAAAGAGAAUAGCUCCAGUACUGAACCAGACACGGAACUCAUCGAUGCUGAGAUCAGUCACUCCCCUGAGACUGGCAUACCCGCAGCAACUAGCCACGUGGGAGUGUGCGGCCACACCCUAAUCCGGCGAGUAGUAGUCUCUAAUGGAGAUCAAGGAGCAACUGUGAUGUUAUUCGAUAAUACGGGUGCAAUGCGUCAGGGCGAGAUUCAAGUCAAACCUAUUAACAAAGAACCGCCUAAGAAGAGGAAAAGAAUCAGUACCCACUGGGUCGACAUAAUUUCCCGGAUCAUCUUCCCUGCCACUUAUAUUACUUUUCUUGUUUUGUUCUGGCGUAAAUUUGUAGAUCAAGUAUCCGUCUAAAAUCAAUUACUUAAGAUUCGUUUUUUUUUUUAACCAGAAUUUUUAAAUGCAAAUCCUUUUAACAAGGAUUUUUAUAUGAAAAGUUUGGAGGCACCUGUUAUCGAUAAGCGCCGCUAAGUAAGUUUUCUGAACGUAUAAACAAAACACAAAAUUGAAAGUAAUCUCUCAUGAUCAGUAAACGCUAGGAAUUAUUGGGUAAUUUGGUAGCUAAGCUCCUGAUACAUGUAGCCUGCAGAGCAGGCGUUCCAGUGGAGUUUGGGCGAAAGUUAGACCGCUCGAAAAAUAGAGCGAGGCGAAAAAUUAGGAAGUAGGGGGAGGGGAGAGAAAGGAACGCAUGCCAGCAGUACCUGAAAAUUUGAAAAACCCGUUCGCUCACGAACGGGCAAUUCUGAUUGGUCCAGAAGAAUAUUUUAUUGGCAGCAGGAUGUGACGUCACUUUACGUUUGUCAUUGCCACGGAUCACAUCCAAUAUGGCGUUCAACGAAGAAGAAAUAGAUCUUGCGUUGAACGAUUCUUUAGCUACUUUUGAUGCCUUAGAAAACUUUGUUUUAAAAAAUGAACAGCAAGAUGCCAUACGUCAACUUGCGAGAAAUAAAGAUGUGUUGGCGGUAUUAACGACAGGCUUCGGUAAAAGCAUGAUUUUUAGAUUUGGUGUGCGAGUCAAGCAGCUUCUCACGAAGGAAUUCACGUGGAAUUCUAACUAUUACCUGGCCAUUCACCAUUCUUGUCACGCUUUUAACUUGUAAUCCAUCCUCUGGAAGAUCAUCUACGUUUAAAAAAGUGUCUUAAUCGUCAUCUUUCCUCGCUUUGUUUGUCUUCGAUGAAGCUGUGUCGAGAUUCUCGCUCAUAUUCAGGGAUUUUCUGGAUUUCGGUGUUGGUAGUCUGGGCGAGUGUAUACAAGCGGCUUUCUUCUUACUCCAUGCCGGACUAGAUUUGUUUGGCUUGUCUAAUUGGCCCUUUUUGCACUUUUGGGCUUUUCUAGAGUUUUGCAUUGGCCAUUUGCUUUCUUAAGGAUGAAUGCAUGUAGCUGUCCCAAGUUUCUGACUUUCCUAGCACACGGAUUGCAACAGCGCUCGGAGAGCUGUUCGUUGUUUUGAAUGAGUUUGAUGCCAAUUCGAGCACACACGUCUGAUAAAAUUACUCCAUAAGCAUCACUUCUCUUCGAUGCUCUGAAUAAAUUUAAUGAUGAUAUGCAUGAGCCGUAUUUAACUUUAAAACUACAGCCACAAAACCGACAAUUUUCGUUCGGCGACAUGUCAACAGAAAUUUUAUCAAAUAUUUGACAAAUUUUGACAGGCGCGAAGUUUUCUCGUGUGUGUGUUUGCAACGGAAGUGAAACUCCACUUCCGUUCCGCUACCUGAUUGGCCAAAUGUUUGCGCCAUGAUCGUUACUCCAGCAUAUCUAAUUAGGGGGUGUUUUUCAAAUAUUCAAGUUCUGCUGGCGGGCGUUCAUUUCUCUCCUCUCCCCAUUCCCCUGCCUCCUAAUUUUUCGCCUCGCUCUAUUUUUCGUACGGUGUAACUUUCGCCCAAACUCCCCUAGAACAUCUGCUCAGCAGGCUACGAUACAUGUUACAAUAGCACUGGGAAUAAUGUCAGUAGUGAUUAUUUCUUACUGUGAGGUGGAACAGGGAUGGAUGAUAAAAGAAAGGAAAAUCGUC